This is a messenger RNA of Salvia splendens (bonfire salvia), 550 nucleotides long. RefSeq names its product 39S ribosomal protein L41-A, mitochondrial. The transcript is spliced from 3 exons. Lineage: Eukaryota; Viridiplantae; Streptophyta; Magnoliopsida; Lamiales; Lamiaceae. Gene Ontology annotation, cellular component: mitochondrial large ribosomal subunit. Gene Ontology annotation, molecular function: structural constituent of ribosome. The coding region runs from base 82 to 345 and encodes 87 amino acids. Gene Ontology annotation, biological process: translation. The record is from RefSeq and is a predicted model, not a curated record.
GCGGCCCACUCCAAUUAUCAAUUUUUUCAAAGUUUUGUUUACUGACGCAGAAAUUUGGGGGAAGAUAGGUGAACAGAACAAAUGGCGUUAGGGCUGAUAUUGGGGAUUGGAAGGGCAUUCAGGAAGAAGCGAGCGUCGUCACUGGAUAUUCUGACUUCGAAGAGGAGCCCUAAAGGCUAUUACAAGGGCAAAAAUUGCAAGCCCACCGGCUUCCACACUCGAAAAGGUGGUUAUGUUGUAGUUCCUGAAAAGUUGCCAAACUAUGUGGUGCCAGAUUUGACCGGAUUCAAGCUAAAGCCAUACGUGUCUCAGUGCGCUAUACAAAGUUCCGAAUCAGCUAAAUGAAUGUGCUCGGUAGAGAUUUCUUAAGCAUUUUUGGUGAGAAUAUCUGUUUCUAUUCUCCUUGAGAUGUUGCAGCUCAGUCUGAUAUGUUUUAAAAAUAAGCUGAUGAGAAAAUGAUUUCCUUUUCCUAAAGAAUUCACACAAGUCUGAUUUGAACUGGUUGUGGUACUAUUUUGAGUUUGAAAUAAUAUUCAUGAAUUAGUUUGAA